Pomacea canaliculata is the source of this 2122-nucleotide messenger RNA. RefSeq lists its product as uncharacterized. The transcript has 7 exons. The record is from RefSeq and is a predicted model, not a curated record. NCBI's taxonomy places the organism in Eukaryota, Metazoa, Mollusca, Gastropoda, Architaenioglossa, Ampullariidae. Bases 644 to 1246 code for a protein of 200 amino acids.
GAGCUAAUGAGAGAUGAACAGAGUGAUCGCCCGUAACGAGCUGCGCUGAGCUCCGCUACUGCCUGCAGCGCCCUCUCCGCGCCUCUGACCAGGCGAGACCGUCUCCACGUCUGUCCUCCGGCUUCCUCCAGCACCGAGGUGUUCGGCGUCCUGCAAGAACAAGUCACGUGAUCGGACAGCAGGAGAGCAUUACAGCGGAUCUCGUCAUUGCCGCAGUUUGUUUUCCUGAAGAGAUUUUGUAAACAUCGGGUGAUAAGAGGCGACGACAACCUGAGGACAACCGUCAGCAGAGGUUGAGAACAUUCGCAAGGCAUCGGGUGUGGACAGGUGUCUAGUGUCCACAUUGACAGGAGUUUAUGGGGCGACCUGAGCACGUGACCUUUUACUCGACAGGCCACGUCAUGGGCUUCAAAGAGCUGCGGCGACAUUCCAGCCUCGUUAACAUCCUUUGUUUUCUCGCUGCCAUAAUGGCAUCAGCUGUCUUCAAGCUCAGAGUUAUCCCUCCUGUUCGCCGCGGCUUCUUCUGUGACGACACGAGCAUCAGGUAUCCUCUGCGGCCAGAGACCAUCAACAACCUCACCCUGUGUGUGUCCUGCCUGGGACCCGCUGUCCUGCUGAUACUCGCCUUGGAAAUCUCGUAUGGAUGCAUCAGUUCACGUCACGCGGAGCGAGACCUCGCGAGAUACAAGCGAGCGUGGCACAGAGUGCAGUGCGGUCUUGGCAAAUGUCUGCUGGUGCUGGCCUGCUGGGUCUACGGCAACUCUCUCAACGUGUUCAUUACCGAGGUCUUCAAGUUGAGCUUCGGGGCCUUCGACCCAACUUCUUGGCGGGCUGUCAACCGGAAGUGGACCUGACGUCCAUGGAGAACUGCUCAAUGCAUUACAUCGAGAAUGUCCGGUGUACAAACCCAGACACCGCGCUGGUGGAAGAACUGAGAAAAUCUUUUGUCUCUGGUCACGCGACGACUGCAUCAUUCAACAUGGUUUCAUCAUGCUCUACCUCCAGCUGCGACUGCCGGUGUCCUCGCCACGGUUGGCCAAGUAUUUGUUCCAGACCAUGGCAUUGGCCUGGCUCAUCUUCAUUGUUGCUUCCCGUGUCCGUGACAACUACCAUCAUUCCUCUGACAUCGUGUGGGGCUGCAUCCAAGGCUCAGUCUUCGCGUGUGUCACGUUGUACAAAAUCUGUCCGAGGUUUGCUCGAUGCCCUCUCCAGUGCAGUCACGACAUCCUGCCAACAACUGCGAUGACGAAACACCCGGUCACCACCACGUCAUCCACCAUCUCCAAGACGUAACAACAGCUUCUACCCAGGCGGCAAGGUAUCUCCACACUGGUGUAGGCAGAUGACAGUUUUUCUGAAUGGAUCCGUGUACCUGUGCACAACUAGAACACACACCUGUUUGUAAAGGACGAGAGCUCACCGAGCUCCAGCACUCAGUGGAGGAGGAGACAAGAUGUCAGCAGCGCAGUUAUUCACUCCUCUCUUCUGUAUUCCAAUAGGACAUAGGUCUUUCCUACCAGGAAAUAGCAGAUUUGGUUAAACGAAAAAAAAAAAAAUCUUUGUACUUCGUUAACUUGAUAAGUUUCUAAUUAAUCACUUCUUGUACAAAGUUCUUUUCGACACCUGUCGGCCAACAGGUAGAACAUCGGACUCUACUCCUGUCUGUCGCUCCCCCGUGAAAACUCUUCCAGCGGCUGUAGAAAACACAACACGAGUUGUGACGUGAAAUAGACGAAGAGUGUGAAGUGAAAUGUUCGCCAAUGUGAAGUGAACUGGACGGACACUGUGACGUGCAAUGGACGCGUCACGUGACGUAUGAUCACGUCGCGCGCUGGACGCCGCUCGUGGUCAACAACAGGAACAUUCGUGGCGGCUGGAACGUACGCGUAAUAUAUUCCUCACCUGGAACACCUGAGACUGUACAAAUAACUAUUUAACUAACCCACUGCACGACACCCGACACGUAGUGAAUGUCGUAUACACAGUAAUUAAAUAUAUUAGCUCUGUGUUCUCCUUGUAGUCUGUUGUCGAGACUGACAUUGAUGUUCAGUCAUCACUGGUGAUUGUUUAUUUUUAUACAGCAUUUUGUCUUUUCCGGAAUAAAAUAUAUUGAUCUUAACAA